Messenger RNA from Trichomycterus rosablanca, 2167 nucleotides. It is a transcript of the gene dnaja2a, whose product is annotated as DnaJ heat shock protein family (Hsp40) member A2a. Gene Ontology annotation, molecular function: ATP binding; Hsp70 protein binding. Lineage: Eukaryota; Metazoa; Chordata; Actinopteri; Siluriformes; Trichomycteridae. Gene Ontology annotation, biological process: response to heat; protein refolding. The transcript has 9 exons. The coding region runs from base 33 to 1271 and encodes 412 amino acids. Gene Ontology annotation, cellular component: cytosol; cytoplasm. The record is from RefSeq and is a predicted model, not a curated record.
UCCCUUCUCCUCUCCCUGCUCUGCGCUUCAUCAUGGCGAACGUAGCCGACACAAAACUCUACGACAUUUUGGGUGUUUCUCCCUCAGCCUCGGAGAACGAACUGAAAAAGGCCUACCGGAAACUAGCAAAGGAAUACCAUCCUGACAAGAACCCAAAUGCUGGAGACAAGUUUAAAGAGAUCAGCUUUGCAUACGAAGUUCUAACUAACCCAGAAAAGAAGGAUCUCUACGACCGCUAUGGAGAGCAGGGCCUGCGAGAAGGGGGUGGAGGAGGUCCCGGGAUGGACGAUAUCUUCUCCCACAUCUUCGGUGGCGGCCUUUUCGGCUUCAUGGGCGGCCAGGGGCGCAGCCGGAACGGUGGCAGACGGAGAGGAGAAGACAUGGUUCAUCCUCUCAAGGUUUCUCUUGAAGACCUGUAUAAUGGAAAAACAACCAAACUACAGCUGAGUAAGAACGUUCUCUGUGCCACUUGUAAUGGGCAGGGAGGAAAAACCGGCGCUGUGCAGAAGUGUACGACUUGUAGGGGACGUGGCAUGCGUAUCAUGAUCAGACAGCUGGCUCCUGGCAUGGUACAACAGAUGCAGUCUGUCUGCACUGAUUGUAAUGGUGAAGGUGAGGUGAUCAGUGAAAAAGACCGCUGUAAAAAGUGUGAGGGGAAGAAGGUGAUCAAAGAAGUCAAGAUCCUGGAGGUGCACGUGGACAAGGGCAUGAAACACGGGCAGAAAAUCACCUUCGGAGGCGAAGCGGAUCAGUCGCCCAGCGUCGAGCCUGGAGACAUCGUUCUGGUCCUGCAGGAGAAGGAGCACGAGACAUUUAAAAGAGAUGCCCAUGACCUGCACAUGACGUACAAGGUCGGCCUGGUGGAAGCACUCUGCGGAUUCCAGUUUGUCCUGAAACACUUGGACGACCGACAGAUUGUGGUGAAGUAUCCAGCUGGUAAAGUCAUCGAGCCAGGCUCGGUCAAAAUGGUGAAAGGUGAGGGAAUGCCACAUUACCGUAACCCCUUCGAGAAGGGCGACCUCUUCGUGAAGUUCGAAGUUCAGUUCCCGGAUAACAACUGGAUCAGCCCGGAAAAGCUAACGGAGCUGGAGGAUCUGCUGCCCUCGCGCUCCGAGGCUCCCGUCAUCUCGGGCGACGCAGAAGAGGUGGACCUGCAGGACUUCGACAGCAACCAGAGCUCGUCCGGCGGCCACCGGCGCGAAGCCUACAACGACAGCUCCGACGAGGAGGGCGGCCAUCACGGCCCGGGGGUGCAGUGCGCCCACCAGUAAGCAUGACCAUCCCAGCCAGUGUGGAUCCAGCAGAGAGAUAAAAAAAAUAAUACAUGUUCUAGUUGCACAACAUCAGAUUAACCAAGGUGUGGUUGUUUUUCCUUCUGUCUGAUGUGGGAGGGGGGGGGUGUCUGCCUUAAAACAUUAUUAUUAAGGGUAUGCUCUGUACAUGAUCAGCUGCCUUCCCUGUAGUAAACGCACACAUGAGCCAAAUUAUACGUCCCGUCCCCAUGAGCACCCUUCACUUUAGAUUCCCUACGUGGUUAAACGACACACCCACCACCCAGUCAGAUGGAGUUAUAAGGUAAUUUCUCUUUUACUUGUUGUUACUUGCUGUUUUUUCGUUGUUUGUUGUCGACACAGUGUUUAGAGUUAAUUUAACCCGAACAUGCCGUGUUGGACUCGGACUCGACUCUGGUCUCUGUGUAGAGGAGCGAGCUGGAGAGAGCGAAGGUAAAAGAGAGAGGUCCUUUAAAUGAAAAACAAACACUUUUGGACGUUAUUACAUUUUUAGGUUGGUUUGUAAGUAUCUGUGCUUGAUUUUUACCACUUUUCUUUGUAGAUUUUUACUUUGUUUCUCCUUUCUGUUGUAUUUUAAGAAUCGGAACAAGAGUCUACAACAUUGUGUAAAAAAAAAAAAACAUUAAAGUGAUUGUCGUUUAAGCUUUAUCAGCUGCUCACACCUGCCGUGUGAUUAAUCUAGUUUGAAUAAAACCUUCACACGCCUGUAUGUGUAUUCAGCCCCGGAGCAUGCUGGGGAAGCACUGAAACAUCCAAAUUUAAAUCAGGUGGCAUUGUAUGAUAAAAGCAGUGGGUGGAAAGCAGCUGUAGUUCUAUAACUUCUGUGAGAACGUUUGAAUGAAAGUGAAGUUAAAUAAAAAACAAUAUCUCUUCAA